Molecule: messenger RNA, 1444 nt
Organism: Cucurbita maxima (winter squash)
Lineage: Eukaryota; Viridiplantae; Streptophyta; Magnoliopsida; Cucurbitales; Cucurbitaceae
Product: F-box/kelch-repeat protein At1g23390-like
Exons: 1
Coding region: 107-1333 (408 amino acids)
Biological process (GO): proteasome-mediated ubiquitin-dependent protein catabolic process
Cellular component (GO): cytosol; nucleus
Molecular function (GO): protein binding
Source: RefSeq, a predicted model, not a curated record
AAAUUGAAAUAAUGGAUCAGGAGCCAGAGAAGAAGCAACGGACCACAGAGCAAAUCACAUCAAAUAUGGGUAAGGAAAUGAUAUGUUCUGAGAUCUGCUCUAUAUAAUGAACUUUCCCUUCUCUUAUUUGUUCUUGUCUUCAACGGCGUCAAAUGUUCCAACUGCGGAGGCUGAGAUGAGUGAGAGGGUGGAGGAAUGUGCAAUUGGCGGAGAUAUUUUGGAAGAGAUAAUAAGUCACGUGCCGUUGGUGGAUCUUGUUUCCGCCAACAGCGUGGCGUCCUCGUGGCGCUCUGCAAUCUCCAGCUCCCUCCUUCGUCUCAACACUGUAAAGCCAUGGCUGAUGCUUCACUCCCAGUCCACUCGCUCUCCAUCCGCCGUCACCACACUCGCCUAUGAUCCACGGUCCCACCUCUGGAUGGAGGUCCAACAGCCCUGCUCCUUCUCCAACUCCUCCUCCUCAAUCCAUUACUUCUCUCUUCUUAGAUCCUCCCCCUCCUCCCUCCUCUACAUGCUCUCCGCCUCCAGAUUUGCCUUCUCCAUGGAUCCACUCCACCUCAACUGGCAAGUAGCCGCCCCACCCAUCGGGUGGCGCCCCGACCCUGUGGUUGCCGCGGUGGGCAACCAUAUAAUUGUGGCCGGUUCUGGAGCCUGCUGCGGCAUACAAGAUGAUGACACCAUUCCUCCCCUAGAAAUCUACGACACCACCACUGGCACGUGGGAGUGGUGCAACUCCAUGCCCACGGAGCUCAUGGACUCGGCGGCCUCCACUUGGCUGUCAGUUGCGGCGGACCAGAACAAAAUGUACGUGAGCGUGAAAAGGUCGGGCGUAACAUACUCGUUUGAUCCUCGGACAAAAACUUGGUGCGGACCGUACAACGUGCGUGGAGAUGAUGUGGAAAGCGUGUUCUUCUCGGUGAUUGGUUGUGGUGGAAAGGGUAUGAUAGUGGUGGGUUUGAGGGGAGAGGCGGAGGACGUGAGGAGCGUAGUGAUGUGGGAAUUAUUAGUGGAAACGGAGGGGCGGAGAGAUGAGUGGGAGAUGCCAUUCCAGCUGGUGGAGAAGCUGAAGGGCGAGAGUGAGUACAUGCCCUCCAUUCACUUGAAUGUGAUGGGAGAUUUUGUUUUUGUGCACAACCCUUUGGAGGCCAGGGAGGUCGUUGUGUGCGAGGUGAAGGAGGGAGCAUGCCGCUGGGGAAGCGUGACAGCCGCUGCCUUGGACCGCGACUCUUGCCGCUUCCGCAACCUGGUGGUGUCCUGCUCCAACGUAACCCUCCCAUACUUGGAACGCGCCCGGAACUCCACGCUUCUCACUCGGAACAAAACCCAUGCAUUUUAACACAUGAUUCAUUGCGUGGCCUGUAUCUCUCCACACUAUAAAUGAGGAGAUUUGGAGAGUAGAACUUACGACUUCUUACUGUUAUGAAAUCAAACAUGCAUUUGGUCAAAA